This is a messenger RNA of Apodemus sylvaticus (European woodmouse), 2886 nucleotides long. RefSeq names its product guanylyl cyclase domain containing 1 (gene Gucd1). The coding region runs from base 160 to 879 and encodes 239 amino acids. Lineage: Eukaryota; Metazoa; Chordata; Mammalia; Rodentia; Muridae. The transcript is spliced from 6 exons. The record is from RefSeq and is a predicted model, not a curated record.
CGUGGCUUGAGGCGGCCUGGCCACCGCCUACCCGGCUCUGAACCGCGGUGGCGGCGGCGGAGGAACUCUGCGCUCGCUGGCCGCGCUCGCUGCCCAGCAGAAGUCGCAGCUGCCAUCAGCUCCAGGCCGGGGCCAUGGGCGCCCUGCGCCACCCGGGUCAUGAGGACGGAGGCAGAGGCAGCGGGGCAGCCGCUGGAGCCCGGGGACUUUGUGCAGCUGCCGGUGCCUAUCAUCCAGCAGCUGUACCACUGGGACUGUGGCCUGGCCUGCUCCAGGAUGGUGCUUCGGUACCUGGGCCGGCUGGACGAUAGGGAGUUUGAAAAUGCCCUGCAGGAGCUGCAGCUGACCAGGAGCAUCUGGACCAUCGACCUGGCCUACUUGAUGCGCCACUUUGGUGUGAGACACCGCUUCUGUACCCAGACUCUGGGUGUGGACAAGGGUUACAAGAAUCAGUCCUUCUAUAGGAAGCACUUUGACACAGAGGAGACCCGAGUGAACCAGCUGUUUGCACAAGCCAAGGCCUGCAAGGUGCAAGUGGAGAAAUGCACAGUGAGUGUGCAGGACAUCCAAGCACACCUGGCGCAGGGCCAUGUGGCUAUUGUGUUGGUGAACUCCGGGGUGCUACACUGCGACCUGUGCUCCAGCCCUGUCAAGUACUGCUGCUUCACGCCCAGUGGCCACCGCUGCUUCUGUCGCACCCCCGACUACCAGGGCCACUUCAUCGUCCUGCGUGGCUAUAACAGGGCUACUGGCUGCAUCUUCUAUAACAACCCAGCCUACGCUGACCGAAUGUGCAGCACCCGCAUCAGUAACUUUGAGGAGGCCAGAACCAGCUACGGCACAGAUGAGGACAUCCUCUUCGUCUACCUGGACAGCUGACAGCAGGAGGAGCCUGGCAUGCCAGGUCUCAGACCCUGUGUUCUGUCUCAGCCAGGCCCACUCAGGAUGCCCAUGCCCAGGGCUUCUGGGGCCAGGGUUCAGAAUUGUAGCCUCAGCCUGUUGGACAGAGCUCUUGGGAGCUCUGUGACUGCUUUGUCCACUAGUAUCAUCAUGUCAUCCACCCUAAACACCUCGUAGCUGCUGGAGACAAGUCAAGCAUCUAAGGAAGUAUCUCUCAAGACCCCAAGUGUGCCUCCAGCUGUGACCAGUGGAAGACCCAAAGUCUUCCUCCAGCUGUGCCCAGAGGAAGACCUCAAGUCUGCCUCCAGCUGUGCCUAGUGGAAGACCCAAAGUCUGCCUCCAGCUGUGCCCAGAGGAAGACCUCAAGUGUGCCUCCAGCUGUGCCCAGAGCAAGACCUCAAGUGUGCCUCCAGCUGGCCUGAGGCAGGAACUCAGGAAGAGAAGUGGGUUUGGGAAGAGUGCAUGAAAAUCUAAGCCUGUGGCUCUGGGCCACUCUAAGCCCCGUAGUGGAUGGCGUCACUGCUCUCUCCUGUCUCCAGUGACUCAGGUCUCUGGGACUGGUUACUAGGAUGUUAUCACACAGCGUAAGCAUACCUCACAGCCACCCUGAGGCUCUCUGACCCCUGGGAUGCUGAUGCCUUCUUAGCCUCUAGGUACUGUCUGUAGAAUGGAAAGGUUUUAGGAGUGAGCAGGGCUGAAUAGAUGAGAACCGAAGAGAACUUUUUUUUUUUUUUUAGGAAAAGGGAGUUGACAGAGACUCCCCAGAGAGCCCCUGCGUCCACAAGGCCUCCUGGUACCAGCUUGCCUUCCCACAGCAAGAUCUGCCCUCUAAGUCUGGGAGCCUUUUGAGGAUGGGUGCUAGAGGGUCCGUGAGUCAGACAGGAAUAGAUACAGGUACUUUGAAACCACUAACCCUUCUUCACAUGGGGCACAUAGGCCAGUCCAAGUUCUUGGUUAACAAGAUGGCCGGUCUGGCCUGGCCAGCAGUCUGCACGCUGAAGCUGCACCAAAGACAGACGAAUGGGCCAUUUGUAAAGAAAGCAAGGGCCCACUCCUCAUGGGCACUCUCUGGUGACGCGUAAAGGGUGCCCCACGGCCGCUCACCGUCACUGUCCUCCAGAGGCCUUGGACUGUCAGUACCAAGGCAUGACGUGGCAGAAGCUGCUUCCCCUACCACUAGCUGCCCCCUCAUGGUAGUCUGGGGGACAGAGGUGGUCUGUGUUUACAAGGGCAGUCAAGACCAGUCACCCGUGUUACUUGUCAGUGUUAGACGAAGCCUUGGGCUGGAGUGAGGUGCUGUCAGCGAGGCAGCUGCCCUGAGUUUCAUUGGUUUCAGUCUGGGCUCGUUUCCCUUGCCUUAAUGCUGGGUGGUCAGGGCCCCAAGGAACUCUGGAUCUAAGCUCAGGAGCCCCACAUAGCAGCUAUGGGUAUGGGUGUCCUCUGAGGAGGCGCUGACAGAACUGUGAGACUAAGUGAUAGGAAGAGGUAAAGCCUUCACAGCAAGUGGAUGGGAUGAGGCGUGGCACACACCCACGUGAGUGCUCAUGGGAAGUGGCCGCCACAGAAGGUGGUCAUCUUCAUCCUCUAGGACAUUUAAAAAAUGCUCAGUCCCUGUACCCAGAUAAUGGCUUCUCAGGGCAAGUCUUAAGUUAUCGGGUCCACUUGUCUGUAAGAAUAACAAGAAAGCUGCAGUCUUCGAGAUCCACCUGCCUGAGGCGGGGCACGAGGCACACUGUGUUAUACUGCACGAGCCAUGAAUUGGGCUGGAGGAAGCCUUGCCAUCAGAUACUUAGCAUAGCAUGUAACACUUGGACUUCUCCGCUUCUGGGUAGCCCAGUGUAGGCCCUGAGGCCACAUGCAAAUUCUAGAUGAUUCUGAUCACUCUAGCCACAGGAGGAUGAAAGGGAUCUUUUGCAUAGCAGAGGAUUUUAUACAUAAAUAUAUUUUGUUUGUAAUGAGCCAUUCUCAAUAAAUAUCAUCACAGUA